Molecule: messenger RNA, 1380 nt
Organism: Aspergillus novofumigatus IBT 16806
Lineage: Eukaryota; Fungi; Ascomycota; Eurotiomycetes; Eurotiales; Aspergillaceae
Product: FAD-binding oxidoreductase
Exons: 4
Coding region: 1-1380 (459 amino acids)
Molecular function (GO): FAD binding; oxidoreductase activity
Source: RefSeq, a predicted model, not a curated record
AUGGCUUUCCAGGAGCUUAGAGCACAUCUCGACGGUCAUGCAACCGUUUUAUUUCCAGGCGACCAGGAUUGGGAUGAUAGCGUAAAGCGAUGGUCUGCUAUAGGCUUUCGACAACCGGGUGUCGUGGUUCUUCCAACCGAUACUCAGGGAAUAGCAAGGACGGUGAGGUAUGCAAAGGAUCACAAGUUAGAUCUAGCGGUUCAGGGUGGAGGUCACUCCAGCAGCACAGCUGCGUCGACUGAUGGAGGAAUACUUCUGAACCUCGGCACGAUGAACCGAGUGAGCGUCGAUACUAGCACCCGGACAGUCACCGUUCAAGGUGGUGCAACAUGGGCUGAUGUGGCCCGAGAAACUGCUAAGUACCAGCUAGCCCCAGGUUGGGGUUGGGGUCUCACUCUGCGCGGCGGCUUCGGAUUCUUGACGCCGCAACACGGUGUUACGCUCGACACUCUCCUUGCGGCGAAAGUGGUCACUGCGGAUGGGAUCGAGUUGCAGGUGUCCAACAAGGAACACUCGGAUCUAUUCUGGGCUAUUCGAGGUGCUGGACCAAAUGUUGCAGUAGUGGCUGAAUUCAAAUUCCAAGCAUACCCACAACCAAAUUUGGUCUGGUCUGGGUUGAGAAUCCACGCAUCUAGCGAUGUAUCGAAGGUCAUUGAAGCCCUGAAUCAGGCGCUUGUUCACCCCCAAGGCAGAGCAGCAGCGCAGUGUAUUCUGUGUUUAUCCCCGGAGGACGAAAGAACCCCGACUGUCACUACGAUAAUAUUCUACGACGGCUCCGAGGAAGAGGGACGGAGACACUUUGCUCAGUUGCUUGAGGUGGAAUGCAUCAAAGACGACAUUAAAAUGAGACCCUAUCGCGAAACUAUCGGUAUCUGGGAUCGGCUGGCGCCCCCUGGGGGUCGGAAAAGGGAACUAGGGAUCCAAAUGACGUUACCACCCCGGCUUGCGUUUGUCUCAGAGCUCAUGGACAAAAUCAGUGAUAAACUUACCAAGGAGCCAGACCUGGCUAAAACUGACUUGGAGAUCGACUAUCUUGACCCGACCCAGAUCUGCCGUACUUCCAUUACAGAGACCGCUUUCCCUACGCGUGUUGUUGAUCUCCUGCAUGCGACGCUCAUGUUGCAGUGGACUGACGCCGGCAAGGAUGAGGACUUUCUCUCAUGGGGACAGUCAAUCCAGAAGAUGUGUGAAAAUGAAUUAACUAACCAAGGCCACAAACUGGCACACACAGUCUCGAACUACAAUGGUUACACUCAAGAAAUGAAAGUGGCAGCUGCAGAUAUGUUUGGCGUAAAUGCGGAGCGCUUAUUGCAGAUCAAGGCAAAGUAUGAUCCAGCCAAUAUUUUCAACAAACUUAACCCACUUGAUCGGGAUUUAUGA